AUGGUACAACAAGCAGCUGGUCUCCCAACACUGACCCCUGCAACAUCAACACCACUGACCUCUGCAACAUUAACACCACUGACCCCUUUAAAAUCUACCAUAUUCAUUCCUAAAUUUAGACACAGUCUUGCUGGAUGUCCAGCUCUCGUACCAUGCGAUUGUCUGAAUCAAACCAUAGACUGUGGAUCCAGACGACUUGUCUUGGCACCUCAAUUCCACCAACAUGAUCUACCAUUCGACAAACUAAAACUCAACAACAAUCAUAUAACUACAGUCACCAAUCUGACCUUCAGAGGGUUAAAGGUCACAGAGAUUAACCUCUCAUUCAACAGAAUCAGCACCAUCGAUGACGAUGUGUUUAGUGGACUGGAAACAACUCUCCGAGUUCUUAAUCUCGAGUUCAACCAUCUUACUAGUCUUCCUAAAACUGUUUUUACUUUACAGAAUAUGGAAGAACUGGACAUCAGUCAUAACAGAAUCCUCUCCGCUGAUCAAGUGGAUGGCCAGUUUCUUUUAAUGAAGAAGUUUAUGGCAAGUGGCAACCUGCUAACCCAGUGGCCAAAUUGGCUGAAUCGGUUACCAUUUCUGGAAGAACUAGAUCUGGGCUAUAAUCCUAUUUCUACUUUUCCCGAUAAUUUGUCUGAUCUACAAUGGACACUUCACAGAGUCACCCUGGACAACUGUCAAUUUCACAAAAUUCCCCAACAGCUGAGCCAGUUGCACAGACUUGAAUUUCUGGACUUCUCGUUUAACCCAAUAGGAGACAAAGGAAUCUGGUAUGACUCCUUCCAUGGACAAUCUGGAUCACUGAAGGAACUUUUGUUGCAAAGUGUCAACAUAACAGCUGUACCCAAAGCCCUGGGUUCCCUCUCAUCCCUAAACAAACUCGAUAUCUCGGAUAAUAAUUUGGGUUUUAUCAGAGAAGACAUUCUUCCAGGACAACUAACAGAAGUGAUCAUGAAAAGCUGUGGACUUCAUAGAAUUCCUGCAACAUUAUCGGAUCUGAAGAAUCUGAAGAGUCUUGAAUUAGCCAAUAAUCACAUCCAGUCGAUUGAGAAUCAUGAUCUACAAGGAUUGUCGAAUCUGAUAAACUUGGACUUAAGUUCCAACAACAUGCAGCACGUCUCACCCCGGGCAGCUGUAAACCUGACCAGAAUUCAGAACUUCUGGCUGUUUGACAACAAAUUAACAGAACUUCCAGCAGUUGUCCAGGAAUUCCAAACCCUAAAAGAGCUGAACCUGGAGGCCAAUCCCUUACAAUGUACCUGUAGGGAUGGUUGGCCUGCCGUAUGGAUCACCCGACACCCUUCAGUCCAAGUUAAAGGCUACUGUGAAAAUCUUGGUGGUUUGGAUGCUCUGAAGUUCAUCAGUAAUUAUAACCAUUAUUGUGCUGUGUAAGACCAUGCAAUGAUCCCUACACCAUAAUGGCUAACCACCACUCAACAGAACAGAAAUCUCUACAUGUGCCAGA
This is a messenger RNA of Patella vulgata (common limpet), 1471 nucleotides long. Its product is annotated as leucine-rich repeat protein soc-2 homolog. The record is from RefSeq and is a predicted model, not a curated record. NCBI's taxonomy places the organism in Eukaryota, Metazoa, Mollusca, Gastropoda, Patellidae. Gene Ontology annotation, molecular function: protein binding. Bases 1 to 1398 code for a protein of 465 amino acids. The transcript has a single exon. Gene Ontology annotation, cellular component: extracellular matrix.